Molecule: messenger RNA, 612 nt
Organism: Plasmodium cynomolgi strain B
Lineage: Eukaryota; Apicomplexa; Aconoidasida; Haemosporida; Plasmodiidae
Exons: 1
Source: RefSeq, a predicted model, not a curated record
AGAAGAAAAAUAAAGAACAUUGUUGUGAUUUAGAGUAUCGUCAACAUUAUGAUCAUUAUUUUAAUUGUAAACCAGAGUAUGAUCCGAAUCAUCUCUUAUUAAAGUUUAAGGUUAUAAGAGAAAUACCUGAAAAAAAAGUACAUGUUACAGAAGCUAAGAAAAAAUCUUUAGGACCUAGUGGAUCUGGUGAAGAUAGCACCGAAGAAUCAGAUAAAUACGAUAUUGUUUACCCGGAUGUACCGAUAGGAUGGAAUAAACGAAGAAACAAACAUAGAACGAAACUUCAUAAUGUAAAAUGUCUUGUGAAUUAUGUUGAUAGGAAGGACGGCUAUGCAUUAGUAUCGUGUUAUAACAUUGGAAAAAAAUAUCCAAAUGUUGAAAAUAUAUUUAGGCCUACAAAAGAAGAGGAUGAAUUUUAUGCCAAAAUAAAGGAAGAAAAAGGAGUUAGGGGUAGGGUAACAACAAGAGGGGAUUCUGAGGAUUCUGUGCAUUCUGAACCAGGUGUUACGGAAACAUCUGCUGAAAUUCGAAACAAAUAUGGAAAUUCCGCUACACCUAAAUCUAAAAUCCAUGUUGGCAUACCGAUAUAUUUACAAGGAUACAGUUUACUAG